UCUCUUGCGUUCGAUGGAGAAAUGUACGUGCCUGCCUGUUCUAACAUCGCGGAGAGAAACACAAAAUAAAAUAUAAAAAAAAAAUCCAUUUUUGAAAUUAAACGAUCAAUUUCCAGUCUACUACAGUUCGUUCUCUCCACACAAACCAAAAAAAAAAAAGACGACGGACACAAAAGUUACUACAUAAGAAUUUUUUAUUUUAACUUUUAUUUUAUUCUUAAAAAAUACAAUACAACAAAAUAUAAAAAGAAAAAACCUAUCGUGUGUGAUUUUGUUAAUAUUAUAAUUCUUUUUAAAUUUAGUUUUUAUUCGUUCUUUUGUGUUUUUUCCCAUAAAAUAUAAAAGAAAGAAAAACCUAUAAAAUAGUUAAAGUUAGUGGGACGACGACGAAUUGGGCAACAAAAAUUUAAAGAGAGAAAAAAGAAAAGAAAAGAACAACUUCCUUUAUUCAAUCAACCAACGCUUUGUAACGAGCCAAAGGUUGCCACAUCUCAAUUUAUCGUCCUCAUCAUCACCAUCAACUCUUCACAAAUUGUGUUUUUAUUUGUAAAAUUGCUUUCGAAAUAAUAACGCACAAUGGCCGAAGACACAGAGUACAAAAAACUGCCCGUCGAAGAGCGUUGUGUUCACAAACUAUGGAAAGCUCGUGUAGAUGGCUAUGAAGAAGCUGCUAAAAUAUUUCGCGAAAUUGAUGAUGAGAAAUCACCAGAAUGGAGUAAAUUCAUGGGACUCAUUAAAAAAAUGGUUGUCGAUUCGAAUGUUGUGGCCCAAGAAAAGGGUCUUGAAGCUGCAUUGAUAUUUGUAGAAAAUUGUGGUCAUGCUGGCAAAACAGUUGGUGAUGUUAUGUCUGGAAUUGUACAAAAAUGUAUUGCAGCUCCAAAAGCCAAAACAAAAGAACUUUCUGGACAAAUUGCAUUAAUGUAUAUAGAAAUUGAAAAACACGAAGCUACUCUGGAGGAACUUAUAAAAGGAAUGGAUCAUAAAAAUCCAAAAAUAGUUUCAGCUUGUGUGGCAAUUGUAACAAAUGCUUUAAGAGAUUUUGGUAGUAAAGUUAUUGCAGUUAAGCCGUUGAUUAAGAAAUUGGCACCAUUAAUGAGUGAUCGUGAUAAGACUGUGAGAGAAGAAGGCAAACAGUUGGCUAUUGAAAUAUAUCGUUGGAUUGGAGCUGCAAUGAAAGCACAGAUAGCAUCAUUGCCUCAAGUUACAAUCACAGAAUUAGAAAAUGAAUUUGAAAAACUCAAAGGAGAAAAACCAGAGCCAACAAGAUAUCUUAAAUCUCAACAAGAAAAACAACAAGCUAUUUCCGCAGCAGCCGCAGAAAAUGAUGAUAAUGGCGAGGUUGAUGAAGAGGAUGGCGGAGGUGAUGAAAUUGAUCCCAUGGAUCUCAUUGAUCCUGUUGAUAUCCUCUCAAAAAUGCCAAAGGAUUUCUUUGAGAAAUUGGAAGACAAAAAAUGGACAGUUCGUAAGGAAUCACUGACGGCAUUGGAAAAACUUGUAACAGAGAAUCCCAAGUUGGAAAGUGGUGAUUAUGGCAAUGUUGUGCUGGCUCUGAAAAAGGUCAUCACAAAGGAUACAAAUGUAGUUCUUGUUGCUAUGGCUGGCAAAUGUAUGGCAAUGUUGGCAAAAGGACUUGGAAAACGAUUUUCUACUUAUGCAACUGCCUGUGUUCCUGCUAUAUUGGAAAAGUUCAAAGAGAAGAAAGCUAACGUUGUUACUGCUCUACGAGAAGCCAUUGAUGCUAUUUACCCAUCAACGUCAAUGGAAGCAAUACAAGAAAGUAUUAUAGAAUCACUAAGCAAUAAAAAUCCGAAUGUUAAGUCUGAAACUGCAUCGUUCCUGGCGCGGGCUUUCUCCCGGACACAGCCUGCAUCGUUAAAUAAGAAAUUGCUCAAACUUUUGGUCACAUCCCUGUUGAAGACUCUCAACGAACCAGAUCCAAUUGUGAGAGAUUGCUCAGCAGACGCUAUUGGAACAUUGUUAAAGCUAAUGGGAGAAAAGGCUGUUGGCUGUUUUCUCACUGAUGUGGAUGCCUUGAAAAUGGCAAAAAUCAAAGAAUGUCAAGAGAAAGCAGUCAUAACUAUCAAAGUGGCUGGUGUGAAGAAGGAACGUCCUGCUACAGCACCAGCCAAAGCAGCAGCACCAACUAGAGGUGGUUCAAGUGAACCAAAACCUGUUGCUCGACCAGCAACAGCUGGUGGAAAGAAACCAAUUGCAAGAAAAGCUGUUGGUGGAGGCGGCGGUGGUGGUGGAGGAGGAGGAGGCGGUGGAUCAGCUCUAGCUAAAUCGGCAAGUUCGGGCAAAGUGUUACCCACGGAAAGAGAAAUGUCACCGGAAGAAGUUGCUGGCAAAGCUGAGGAAUUACUUGAUGCAGAUAUUCUCUCAGGACUUCAAGAUUCCGUGUGGAAAGCUCGAUUGGCUGCUGUCGAAAAGUUAUUCGAUCAAAUCAAAGACUUUGAUCCAAAGACCCCAGGUAUAUCGCAAAUUAUUGUGAGAACAAUUAGCGGAAGAAAACCAGGACUUAAGGAAAUGAAUUUUCAAGUUUUAAAAAUUAAACUCGACAUUAUCCGCAUGUGUGCCGAGACUUUUCCCUUUACCACAAUCACCGCUGAAACUGUCAUCAAUGAAGUGACUGAAAAGUUGGCAGAUGUUAAAAAUGGUGCAGUGGCUGCUCAAGUACUAACUGCAUUUGCCGAAGCGACAAAACUUGAAAUUAUUGUUUCUAAAGUUUUAACAUUUGCUUUUGAACAGAAGUCACCCAAAGUCCAAUCGGAGGCUUUGAAUUGGGUUAAUCAAUCGAUUCAAGAGUUUGGUUUUCAAUUGAAUCCUAAAAUGCUCAUUGAGGAUGUAAAGAAAGGUGUGCAGAGCACUAAUCCAACUGUCCGAGGAGCAGCAAUCUCGUUGGUAGGCACAAUGUCAAUGUACAUGGGCAACACUCUGAUGAUGUUCUUUGAUAGCGAGAAACCAGCCCUAAAGACACAGAUACAAACUGAAUUCGAUAAGAAUGUCGGACAGAAGCCUCCAGCACCUAUUCGUGGUGUUAAGAAGUCAGCAGGUGGUGGUGGAGGUAGUGGAAAUCCUUCAGAUGGUGAAGAUGAUGAUGAAGGACCACAGGAAACAAUGAAUAUUGCUGAUCUCUUGCCACGAAUUGAUAUCUCGUCACAGAUAACCGAAUCUCUUCUCACAGAAAUGUCCGAUAAGGAAUGGAAGACACGCAACGAGGGUCUAGCCAAGCUUCAAAAUGUUCUAAAUGAAGCCAAAUUAAUUAAGCCUUCUAUUGGUGAUUUGCCAACUGCUUUGGCACAUCGUUUGGUUGACAGUAAUGCAAAGAUUGCACAAACUGCAUUGGCCAUUUGCCAGCAAUUAGCCACAGCAAUGGGACCCUCGUGUAAAACGCAUGUUACUACCCUAUUUCCUGGUUUUCUGCAUGGCUUGGGCGAUAAUAAAGCUUUUAUUCGAACAGCUAGUUUAACUUGCAUUAAUAUCUGGGGAGAACAAUGUGGCUAUAAGGAGUUCUUUGCUGGAGAAAUGAUUGCCGAUGCUUUGAAGUCUGGAAGUCCUGCACUAAAAACCGAACUCUGGGGUUGGUUAGCUGAGAAACUCCCUGCUAUUCCACCCAAGACAAUUCCUAAAGACGAACUCCUAGCAAUGCUGCCUCAUUUGUAUGCAAAUAUUUCCGAUCGAAAUGCAGAUGUGAGGAAAAAUGCCAAUGAAGCUGUUCUCGGCAUCAUGAUUCAUAUGGGCUUCGAAGCAAUGGUCAAGGCUUUGGAUAAACAAAAACCCUCAUCGAAGAAAGACAUUCAAGCGGCUUUGGAUAAGGCACGUCCAAAUUUACCUAUGAAACCUUUGCCCAAGGGUAAACAACAAGCACCCAUUAUGGAAGAAACUACCAAAACAGUCAAGGCAGGCAGUGGCAAAACCGUCAAACCACAAGCAAAGGGUGGCGAUAAAGUUGCAACUUCAAAGAAAAAGGAAGAAGAUGUUGAUACAUCACCAUUGCUGGCAAUCAAUAACACAAAGAAUCAACGUUUAAUUGAUGAACAGAAAUUACGAGUUCUCAAAUGGACUUUUACAACGCCGCGAGAGGAAUUCACUGAAUUGCUGCGUGAACAAAUGAAUACAGCCAACGUUAAUAAAGGACUUAUGGCAAAUAUGUUUCAUGAUGAUUUUAGAUAUCACUUAAAAGUGAUUGAAUCCCUGAAUGAAGAUUUGCCCAACAACAGCAAAGCCUUAGUUUGUAAUUUGGAUUUGAUAUUGAAAUGGUUAUCGCUCCGUUUCUAUGAUACCAAUCCUUCGGUUUUGCUCAAAGGAUUAGAGUAUCUUAAUUUAGUAUUCCAAUCGUUGGUUGAAAUGGAAUAUUUUUUGGCUGAAAAUGAAGGCAGUGCUUUUAUUCCACAUUUGUUAUUAAAGAUUGGUGACCCUAAAGAUACAGUCCGUAAUGGAGUUCGAACACUCCUUCGUCAAAUUGUCCUUGUUUAUCCUUUUACAAAAGUUUUUGUCUAUGUAAUGGACGGAUUGAAGUCUAAAAAUGCUCGCCAAAGGACUGAGUGUUUGGAUGAGUUGGGAUACCUCAUUGAAACUUAUGGCCUCUCAGUGUGUCAGCCUACACAACAAGUUGCAUUAAAAGAAAUCGCAAGACACAUCUCAGAUCGUGAUAAUUCGGUCCGAAAUGCCGCAUUGAAUUGUGUCGUUCAGGCAUACUUUUUAGCUGGCGAUCGUGUCUACAAACUCAUUGGGCAACUUACUGAGAAGGAUUUAUCAAUGCUGGACGAACGUAUCAAACGGGCUAAAAAGACCAAGAAGCCAACACCUCCAUUGGAAGUCACAAAGACACAAGCAGCAAGUGCUGUUGUCCAUCAAGACAGUAUUGAAAUUGAAGAUCCUGUAGCCAAUACCAGUGAUGAGCUACCUCCGCCAGAUGAGCAGCAAUCACCUACAGUCCAAAGUUCUCAGUAUUCGGCCGAAGCGAAUAGCUCCAACGAAGAGAGAGAAAUGAGAAGUUCCCUAAUAAGACAAGCAACUUUCGAUCAACCCAUAAUGUCCAACAAUCCACCAAAACCAUCGGGUCCAUUCGGUCUCGAUCCUAACGUUAUUGCUGAAAUCGAAAAGGAUUGGGUGCGUGUUGAUCAAAUGAAGCAAUCAGAUCCGGCACGUGUAGACAUUUCUUUGCUCUACGAACCCAUAAAAAUUAUUCCAACUCGUGAUGGUGUCCGUUAUCCACAAGAUAAAUUUGAACAACUUAUAUCUAGAUCACGACUUAUGCAACCAUCAGUGCCACCAUCAGCUGGACAAGGUUAUAACUUAAGUCCAUUGCAACAACAACCAAUGAUGUAUCAACAGCAACAAAGAACUUCUGCAAAUAAUUCUCCAAAUUUGGCAGAUGUUUUACCUAAACUGGAUCCUAAUCUAAUUAAGGUCAUAAAAUCAAUUGGCAAUCCAGACUCAAUCACAGCUCGAGCUGCAUUAAAUGAACUCACUGAUAUCAUAGAAUCUCCAGAGAAACAAGCAGUACUGCGAGACUAUGAAGAGCUGUUUAUACAGAGCGUUCUUGCGCAAUUUAAAAAUCUCUCACAACAACCUCUCUCAGAAUCUCUGAUAAUGUACCAACCUCUUCUAUCAAUCACCUAUGGCUUUUUCUAUUCUAAAAAUCUGGGCAAGACCCUCAGCAUUCCGUGUUUGAAAAAUAUUAUGUCUGUGCUGUUAGGUCUGAUGGCCGAUCAAAAACUAAAUAACGGUGAUGAUGGUCAGUAUACGAAAGUGAUGAAUGGAAUUUGUCUGAAAAUUCUUGACAAGACAAAUUUUACAAAUUUGAAUUGUGCCCUUAUACGACUUUUAAAAGAAACCUGUCCCAGUGCUGGCCUUCCAAAAUUCACAGAUCUCCUAAUGAAAUGCAUCUGGCGAAAUGUCAAAACAAUGCCAGAACGAUCAAAUGAAUUGGACUAUGAUGCAGUGUUAUACGAAGUGCAUGACUUUAUGUUGGCAUUACCAAGUACAUGGUGGCAAACACGACCCUCAGAUACUCCAUUGAGAACUGUUAAGACAAUUAUCCAUAAUAUGGCUAAAAUAAAGGGUAAUGCCAUUGUACAACACUUGAGUAAAAUCCCAACACAUUCUGAACUGCAUGCAUACCUAAUAAAAAUUCUAAAGAACCUUCAGAAAGAUGGCAAUAUACCAGGUGCAUCACCACAACGCUCAUCAUCGGCCAAAGAUUUGCAAGCCAAGAGGAUCUCAAAUCAUGCUCACGAGGCAAUGUCGCAAAUAUUCAAAUUGAUUUCGGAUAAAGAAACUAGUCAGCAGGGACUGAGAAAACUUUAUGAUUUUAAGGUUAAAAAUCCAGAAAUCGAUGUGGUGACGUUUUUGAAAGGGGCUAGUCCCAGUUUCCAAAAAUACAUCGAAGAUGGACUUAUUGAAAUUGAGCGAACACAAGGACAAGCUCAAACAACUACAAAUGGUGACAAUAAAUUUGAAUCAAAUUUCCAUCAAGCAUCGACUGGCAGUAAUUUUGGAAUGAGCGUAGGAGGAGAUAAGGCUGACCCAGACUUUUGGAUGGACCGACUUAAUCAUCUAAGAGCCAAAGCUAACCUUGGACCGCAUCGCAGUGCCGAAAUGGGUGGACAUCAUAUGCUGGACAAUAAAGUCGCCGAUGAAAAUUUAAAUUUAAAUCAACUAUCACAAAAAGUUUCACUCAUUCGAAAGGAAAAACCUGAACUUUCUCCAAAUCGCCUGCAACACAUUCAAGCUAAAUUAGCCCAAAUAAAACAGCAACGACAAAGUUAAGUCUCUGUGAAAAACAACAUCUUAUGAAAAUUAAAUAAUAAUAAUCCCUACCAAGAUGUGUGGUGGACAGGACAAAAAAACAAAAGAACAGCAAAAAAAAAUAAA
This is a messenger RNA of Episyrphus balteatus (marmalade hoverfly), 6879 nucleotides long. RefSeq names its product protein mini spindles (gene msps). Gene Ontology annotation, molecular function: microtubule plus-end binding; microtubule plus end polymerase activity. Lineage: Eukaryota; Metazoa; Arthropoda; Insecta; Diptera; Syrphidae. Gene Ontology annotation, cellular component: kinetochore; spindle pole; microtubule plus-end. Gene Ontology annotation, biological process: microtubule polymerization; mitotic spindle organization; establishment or maintenance of microtubule cytoskeleton polarity. The coding region runs from base 577 to 6774 and encodes 2065 amino acids. The record is from RefSeq and is a predicted model, not a curated record. The transcript is spliced from 17 exons.